Haliotis rubra (blacklip abalone) is the source of this 2894-nucleotide messenger RNA. Its product is annotated as dynein intermediate chain 2, ciliary-like. The record is from RefSeq and is a predicted model, not a curated record. NCBI's taxonomy places the organism in Eukaryota, Metazoa, Mollusca, Gastropoda, Lepetellida, Haliotidae. Gene Ontology annotation, molecular function: dynein light chain binding; dynein heavy chain binding. Gene Ontology annotation, biological process: outer dynein arm assembly; cilium movement. Gene Ontology annotation, cellular component: outer dynein arm.
UGACCACACUCACCGCCAUAGUUGUUUACAUCGCAAGUUGUCUGCAUUCAGAGAAGUUCACUCGAAGCAAGAACUAGCAGAACAUCAACCAUGCCACCCAAGGCAGCAAAGGCAAAACAGAGCGUAGCAGGUAUGGGCGACUUGUCACGGAGGAGAGCUACACGUAUACGGGAGGGUGAUGACAUGACAGAUAUGGGCGAUGGUACUGAUGCUGAUGAGUGGACUCAGCAGCGGACCCUGGUGAAGCCAGAAGACCAGCUGGAUCUGUCAGAAGUUGAACUGAAAGAAGAGUUCACCAGGAUCCUGACAGCCAACAACCCUCAUGCACCACAGAAUAUAGUGCGCUAUAGCUUCAAGGAGAAACAGUACAAGCAGACGUCCAGUGUUGACCAGCUGGCUGUCCACUUUGCUCUGGAUGGAAACAUGCUACACAGAGAUUCGGAUGAAGCCAGACGACAGCGGGACCGUAUGGGCAUCCCAGAGGCAGCAAUAGAAGAUGACGUACAACAGGCAGCAGCUCAGCGUGCAGGGGCUGUAUCAGCUGCCAGUGAACAGGCUGUCAGCGAGGGAGGGGAUGCUGCCCAGGCUGCAGAGGGGGAGGGAGAGGAUGAUCACAAGGCUAAGGAUGAAGGUGCAGAGGAGGCAGCGACAUCUGGUGGAGAUAAGAAGCUGACCAAUCAGUUUAACUACAGUGAGCGUGCUUCCCAAACCUACAACAACCCAUACAGGGAACGAGGAACAGCAACUGAGCCCCCACCGCGUGUCACCUUCUCCUCCAACGUGACACAGUGGGAGAUAUAUGAUGCCUACCAGGAGGACUUUGAGAAACAGGAGAAGAACAAAGAGAAGAAGGUUGUGCCUGGGAGAAAGGAGGAGGAGAAGACAAGAAAGAAACUUACCAUUACAGAAACCCAGAGUGAUGACAUUUCACGGGUGGCACGUGCUGCAAAGAUUGUAGAGAGAAUGGUCAACCAGAAUACCUACGAUGACAUAGCUCAAGAUUUCAAAUACUUCGAUGACACGUCAGAUGAGUACCGAGAACAGGAGGGUACUCUGCUCCCACUGUGGAAGUUCUCUCAUGAGAAAGCCAAAAAGCUGGCCGUCACAUCUGUCUGCUGGAACCCCAAGUACAAGGACUUGUUUGCUGCUUCCUAUGGAUCAUAUGACUUCAUGAAGCAGGGCAAUGGCAUGAUCCUGUUUUCUUCCCUGAAGAACCCAUCAUACCCUGAGACUGUGUUUGAGACAGACAGUGGGGUGAUGUGUCUCGAUGUACACCCAGAACACCCCUACCAGGUGGCUGCUGGAUUCUAUGAUGGUAGCGUGGCGGUCUUCAAUGUAGUAGAGAAAAAAGAUGGCCCAGUACAUAGAUGCACAGCAAAGAAUGGCAAACACACAGACCCAGUGUGGCAGGUGCGCUGGCAGAAGGAUGACACUGACAACAACAUGAACUUCUACUCCAUAUCAUCAGACGGAAGAAUUGUACACUGGACUAUAGUGAAGAAUGAGAUGGUGUAUCAAGAUGUCAUCACUCUCACCCUCCCAGAGGACCCUGCAGAGGGGCCAGAUGGUAUCAAGGUGCCCACUGUGGGUUGUGGCACAGCAUUUGACUUCCACAAGCAGAAGAACUACCUGUUCCUAGUGGGCACAGAGGAGGGCAAGGUCCAUGUGUGUUCCAAAGCCUACACCAGCCACUUCAUCGACUCCAUCGAUGCCCACAACAUGGCUGUGUACAAGGUGUCAUGGAACCACUACCACCCAAAGAUCUACGUCACAUGUAGUGCCGACUGGAAUGUGAAGAUCUGGGAGAUGGGUGGCAAGGUAGACAAGAACGCUGAUGGUUCCGAAGUCGCUUCUAGGAAACCAUUGUUCUCCUUCGAUCUGAACAACUCUGUCGGUGAUGUUGCAUGGGCACCGUACUCCUCAACGGUGUUUGCUGCUGUCACAGCUGAUGGGAAGGUGUAUGUGUAUGAUCUGAAUGUAAACAAGUACGAGCCACUGUGUGAGCAGAUGGUUGCCCAGAAGAAGAAGACGAAGCUGACACAUAUAGAAUUCAACCCAGUGUAUCCUAUCUUAAUUGUUGGAGAUGACAGGGGAAAUGUCACGAGUCUAAAAUUGUCACCAAACUUGAAGAAGAUGCCAAAGGAGAAGAAGGGGGCUCCCCCAAUGGAUGCUGCUCAGAGGACACAAUUUGAAAUCGCAAAGCUGGAUAAGAUAUUAUCUAUGGUGCGAGAACCUACUGAACCCAGUGUCACAAAUUAAACAAUAACCAGUGACUGUCAGGAGGAGAUCAGUAUUACAUACAUGGAUAAACCAUUAUGAUACAGGGCCUGUCUGGAAGUGCUCAUCUACCAUCAGGACGCCUGUGAGGAUUACAGAGUACUGGACUUCCUAUUACUUCCCCGAACGGAAUCAUUCAGUGUGCAUGGUUUAAGAAAUGUUAUUUAUUUAACGUAAAAGCUACAAAGAUUCAUACAUUUAAGGAAAUAACAUUUUAAAUAUCUUAAAGAUGUUUAAAUUAAUUGGUUCAAGUAUCUAUUAUAAGAAAAAAUGUUAUUGAAGUGUAUAUAUGUGAACUCGUAACAACUUAAUCCCACAGUUUGAAUGAUAGUUCAGUUUAUAUAAAAGCAGCUAUUGGGUCAGAAGAUUGGAUCUUUGUCAGAGAGACCACAACUUGUAUGUCCGUCCAUAUCUAUGUCCUUAUUUCUAUGGUGCUGGAUUGACCAGCAUUCGCCAUUUGUUAACGUAUCACUGCUGAUGACUGUAUUUCAAGCGUAUAUCUAACUGUGAUAUGGUCAUGUUUUCAACUUUGUUUGAAUUAUACAUAUGUAUUGUAUUUUAUUUAAAAUUGAGUUUAAACUUGUUAAGACAAAUGCUGAAUAAAUAAUUAAUAAUAA